AUGGAAGAAAAAAUCACUGUGCGAAUGUUCGAUAAGGAAUCCACCGAUCAGUUGACACGUGAGAGAGGAAUAUGUUUGGCAACUGAUUGCAACGUGAGAAAAUACUUUCUGGAACUAAGGGAGUGCACCAGGAGAGUGACGAAAAAGCCAUUCACUGCGGAGACCUGUCACCAAGAAACGGUAGAUUUGAUAGAAGCCCUGGACAAAUGUAUUUCGAAUAAGGCUUUUAUGAAAAUACGUUAG
Messenger RNA from Arctia plantaginis, 243 nucleotides. NCBI's taxonomy places the organism in Eukaryota, Metazoa, Arthropoda, Insecta, Lepidoptera, Erebidae. The record is from the annotation of a GenBank genome assembly.